This is a messenger RNA of Centropristis striata (black sea bass), 1400 nucleotides long. Its product is annotated as CD276 antigen-like. The transcript is spliced from 6 exons. NCBI's taxonomy places the organism in Eukaryota, Metazoa, Chordata, Actinopteri, Perciformes, Serranidae. The coding region runs from base 100 to 978 and encodes 292 amino acids. The record is from RefSeq and is a predicted model, not a curated record.
GCGGGUGUUUUAUUGUGAAGGUGUCACCGGAAGCAGCCGUUAAAUGUCCGUUGGAGUAAAAACGGUUGUGUGAUGUUUGAUGGUGACUCUUGAACCAGCAUGAAGCUGAUUUCUGUCCUGUGUCUCUGUCUCCUGACUCUCUGUGGAAAAACGUCUGCUGAUGAAAACGGUGUGGUCAGAGUGGCGGUGCAAGAAGGAGGUGAUGUCGUUUUACCGUGUUCCCGCGGCAACAAGGAGAACGUUGAGAAAACGGUGUUUGACUGGAAGAAAGACGGUCUGGAGGUUUUCUUCUAUGAGGCAGGAAAACAUUACAACAACGGGCGAGAAGGUCAGAGCGAGCAGUUCAAAGGACGCGUUUCUCAUUUUCAGGAUGAACUGAAGCACGGAAACGCCUCCAUAAGAGUCCAGAAAACAAAGAUGGCCGACAGCGGAAACUACACCUGCACUUUCCCAAAGAAACAAACGUCCCACAUCACUCUGUUUGUCGGUGCAGCUUCAAAACCGUCCAUCACUACACUUGAAGACACAAAACACUGGACAAUGUUACAGUGUGAAGUUCAUGGAGCUUCUCCAGAACCUUCAGUGGAGUGGAGGGACGGUUCUGGAAACAAAGUUCCUGCUGAAGAACCACAGGUCUCAGAGAGAGGAGGUCGUUUCUACAUCACUCUCAACGCUACUGUGACUAAAACUGACAACUAUCACUGCGUGGUCACUCAGGAGACGAUCCACCAUCAGACUGAAGCUCAGACUCACGUUUAUAUUGGAGGUGCAGCUCCAGAUAUCGGAGACUCAAACACUGGAUGGAUCGUUGGUUUAGUUGUUCUUUCUUCAGUUCUUGGUGUUGUUGCUGUUGGUGUAAGCAUCAUUCUGGCUGUGGUUGUAGUCAGACAUAAGAACGACGACAAGAAGAGACGACCGCUGGACGACUGCAGUCAGUCAGAGAAGCUGCAGGAUCCAGAAACUCCACGUGAGCUGUGAACAACAUCUUUCCAUGGUUUCAGCUUUGACCGCAGCUCUUUGAAGCAGCUCGUCUUCUUCUGCAGCGACUGGAGAAUCGCCUCCAUCUGCCCUUUAUCUCCACACAUUCACACAACAGUGGUGGAGGGAAACGCUCCUUACUUUGCACUUUAUUUAGCUGCUUUUAAGGGUCAAUGGAUGAAAACUUGACUUUUCAGUGAUCAGAGAGUGAGGACGUUGUGAAGAACAAAACAAGACUUUUGUCUUCAGACGAGCUCCAACAACACGACGUAGAAACUAGUUUGUUUCAAACGUAACGCCUUUAAAAUGCUCCACAACAGUUCAACACUAACAGUCUGUUAACUGUCAUUUAUUGAUCAAACCUCACACUGUUUACAUUUAUCAUACUGGACUUUAUUUAUUCAUCAUUACAACAAGAGUAU